UGCAUCACACCGAUUCCAGACCACCUCUUGGGGUGCUCUUUUUGGUUUUCUUUUCUGCCUUUCAGCAAAGACCUUUAUUUCCUCUCAUUUUCACAGAGUGGAAAAACUGUUCUGGCCAACGUUCUGACAGAAUCUUCUGACAUCACUGAAUACAGCCCAACCCAAGGAGUGAGGUUUGAGUCCUGCUGGCCAGCCCUGAUGAAGGAUGCUCAUGGAGUAGUGAUUGUCUUCAGUGCUGACAUCCCAAGCCACCGGAAGGAAAUGGAGAUGUGGUAUUCCUGCUUUGUCCAGCAGCAGUCAUUACAGGACACACAGUGUAUGCUAAUUGCACACCACAAACCAGGCUCUGGAGAUGAUAAAGGAAGCCGGUCUCUGUGUAAGGAAACUGGAAUUUCUCUUCCUCUUUUGUCUUGAACGUUUUGGACACCUACAUAUUGCCCCAUGUCCUAGAAACCAGCAGCUCUGUCCAGUUA
Messenger RNA from Chlorocebus sabaeus (green monkey), 473 nucleotides. Lineage: Eukaryota; Metazoa; Chordata; Mammalia; Primates; Cercopithecidae. The record is from RefSeq and is a predicted model, not a curated record.